Molecule: messenger RNA, 3918 nt
Organism: Tremella mesenterica DSM 1558
Lineage: Eukaryota; Fungi; Basidiomycota; Tremellomycetes; Tremellales; Tremellaceae
Exons: 13
Coding region: 1-3918 (1305 amino acids)
Biological process (GO): mitotic chromosome condensation; meiotic chromosome condensation; mitotic cell cycle
Cellular component (GO): nucleus; condensed chromosome, centromeric region
Molecular function (GO): histone binding
Source: RefSeq, a predicted model, not a curated record
AUGGCAGAAUUCAACCUUCAAGAGGAGCUACUCUCCCUAUCUUCUGACCCUAGUCUCUAUCAUAUACCCCAAGAGCUUGAUGUAUCUUCACUUUCGGAAUCGUCCAUAGACUCUUCCCUCUCCACGGCCAUCGAAGAAGUCGUCGCGGAUCCGGAUUCCCUACUCCAUUCCACUCCUACCACUCUCGACAUCUUCAGGUCAAUCCUCAAAUAUGCCGAUAAUUCUUCCGUCGAUGGAGCUAUCCUCACAAAGCUCCUCGAUGUUAUCACUUCCAGUCUGGCCCAACAUAGCAACGCCGUCAUGACCCUCGUCAGUGGACAGGGUUUCGCCGAGGAUUUGGACGCGCCUAUGAUUCAUAAGCAGCCACUCGAAGUCUGGGCGUUCCUACUUCAAUGGUUUGUCACCGUCGCCGAAAAGGGAGCGGGGAAGUCUUCAGAGGACGCUAGACCCGCAGCCGGAGGUAGAGGGAAAUCAGGAGCCAAAUCCAAGACCAAAUCUAAAUCCUCCUCCUCCUUCGUUUGGGAAGAUCAACUCCCCUUAGUCCUCACUACCAUGCACAAAGCACUUCGAAUUCCUACUUCUAGAAUCUGGCGAACCUCCUCCGAGCGAGAAGCUUUCGUAUCGUGUUUUGUCAAACCUGCAUAUCAACUGGCGGAAGUUGAGACGCAUCUGAAAAACAACGAUAUUCGUCUCGGUAUAUACAAAGUCAUCUGUCUCGCCGUCAAAUUCCACUCUCACGCUUUUGGUGCGCAAACGAGUAUCAUGCAGAAUCUCACAUACUUUGAACAUCUGAGCGAACCCAUGGCGGAAUUACUGGCCAUUCUGGAAAAGGAGUUCGAUUUUGGUCAGUUGGGUGAAGAAGUACUUCGUGAUGUGGCUGGAAAGACUUUCGCUCAUAAUGAUGUCAAAGGCCCAAGGAGUUUCUCCAGGUUUUUGAUCAGAUUGGCGGAAUUAAGUCCAAGACUGGUGCAGAAGCAAAUGCCGCUCCUGCUAGCUCAUCUAGACGGCGAAGCGCAUCCGAUGCGAAUGGCUGUUGUCGAGAUCAUCGGUAUCUGUAUCAAGGAUCUCUCGUCCUCUGACGAAGGAGAUGAAGAGCAAAAGAAAAAGCAGAUCAAAAAGUAUUUCGAGUUACUCAUGGAGCGGUAUCUUGAUCUGAACUCUUGGGUCCGGAGCAAGGUCCUUACAACUCUCAUCAAGCUGUGCGACCUACCUACCAAGUUUCCAAAGCAGCGAUCUCAAAUCACUGACCUCACCAUCCGCACUCUUGAAGACAAGACGUCUUCCGCUAGAAAAUAUGCAAUACAGCUUCUCACCCGGUUACUCGAAACGCAUCCUUUUGGAGCUCUCCACGGUGGGACGCUGAACCUGCAAGAAUGGCAAGAUCGAUACGAUGCCAUCAGUAUCGAGCUGGAGAAAGUCGACACAGCCGAGAUGGAAAAAGCAAAGCGAGAUACAGGUAUGGAGUCGGAAGAAGAGCCCGAGGAACCAAUCGAGGGGGAGACGCUUGGCAAGGAUACUUCUGUUGCAGAUGAGGGAGAUCUCAACAGCCCGGAAGAUGCAGAGCCACAAGCUGAGAGCAAUCCGUCGCCGAGAGUGAAGGAAAAGAAACCUCGAAAGUCUCAAAUCGACAUCGCAGCCGUCGAGGCUGAGCAAUCGGCUCUCGAUCCGAAUCUCAUUCUACAACUCCGUCUCACUAAGAAAUAUUAUUCGGACGCACUCCGAUUUAUCAACCAGAUUGAAAGUGCCGUACCAACUCUAUGUCAAUUGCUGGUCUCAACAUCGAAAUCUGAGGUACUGGAGGCAAUGAAAUUCUUCCGUAUAGCGUACGAGUACAACAUCUCCUCCGCGGAUCAAGGGAUCAAGACCAUGCUUCAUCUUAUCUGGACGAAGGACAAUAAUGCCACUACCACGGAAGAUGGUGUGGAAGGAAAAGGUAUCCGAAGUAAUUUGAUCGAAGUUUACAGAACACUGUACUUUGACGUGGUGCCGGAUCUAUCACCGAAGCAGCAAGUGAACAGGAUUGCCAAGAAUAUGAUAGAACGGACAUAUGGCGCAACUCUGGCGGAACUUACAAGCUUGGAGGAACUCAUGAGGACCAUGAUGGCCGAUGGAGGUGUACAUCAAGAUGUCGUCAAUAAGCUGUGGCAGGUAUAUAGCGCCGAGCAAGAAAUUCCAAAGGCUCAGCGUCAAGGUGCAAUCAUCAUCCUCGGUAUGCUAGCUUUGGCCAAACGUGAGGUGGUGACGGAGCGUGUUGAUUCUCUGCUUAGGAUCGGCUUGGGUCCACUUGGCCUUCAUGACCUGGUAUUGGCAAGGUAUACAUGUAUCGCUCUACAGCGUCUUGGGGGCAGCGCAAAGAAGGUCAAGGGAUCAUUGCAAGAUAAAACAAUGCGUCUUCCCAUGGACAGUCCAAUCUUUUUAAAGUUGCAAGAGAUUGUUGAGAAUGCCCCUCGGUCGCCCCACUGGUUUGGCAUGGCAGAACAAGCUAUCAAUACUAUCUACCUUCUUGGUGAACAACCUGAUCUUCUCUGCAGCGUCAUCAUCAAACACCUGACCGGAAAAGCCUUCACUCCUGCUCCUCGUCAAACGACAUCUCCCACUCUUGGACCCAGUAACUCGGAUACCGAAGCCACACAGACCGAUGGUCACCCAGAUGGAACUUUAGCCGAGACGAUACCUCCCACUCCUGGCGCAUUCAAUCUUGCUCAACUAGUCUUCGUCGUGGGUCACGUAGCUAUCAAACAUAUCGUGUACUUGGAACUUGUGGAGAGAGAGUUUAAGAGACGAAAAGAUGAGAAAGCAAAGGAGAAAGCAGCAGCUAAAGCAGCUGAAAAAGAUUCAAAUGAUCUUGAUGCUGUUGCUGGUAAUGCUGAAGAUGAUAUUGGCGAGCUCAUUGCUGGUAUCAGAGAGAAAGAGUUGUUGUACGGAGAGAAAAGUCUGUUGGCGGUAUAUGGGCCUAUGAUUGCGCACAUUUGUGCCAGUCCGAAAAAAUAUCGAUCCCCCGCUCUGCGUCAAGCUGCCACUUUAUCAUUGACCAAACUCAUGUGUGUCUCUGCUCAAUUUUGCGAGCAGCAUCUGGUAUUGUUAUUCAAGAUUCUCGAAACAUCCCGAGAUCCAGUGGUGAGAUCGAACAUCGUGAUCGCGUUAGGGGACAUUGCGGUUUGUUUCGGUUCUAUGAUAGAUGAUAACUCUGAACGUUUAUACCAAGGUCUUGCCGAUCCAGACUUGGUAGUAAAGAAAAACACACUCAUGGUCCUCACUCAUUUGAUCUUGAACGGUAUGAUCAAAGUUAAAGGACAAUUAGGAGAAAUGGCGAAAUGUUUAGAAGAUCCAGAUCAAAGGAUUUCAGAUUUAGCGAGACUAUUUUUCACUGAAUUAUCUACCAAAGAUAAUGCUUUGUAUAAUAAUUUACAAGAUGUUAUUUCACAUUUAUCAAUUGGGAAUCAUGCGGUGGAUGAAGAAACCUUUGAGAGGACUAUGAGGUUUAUCUUCACUUUUAUCGAAAAGGACAAACAAGCAGAAGCAAUAGUGGAAAAAUUAUGUCAAAGAUUCCGUUUAGCAACUGAAGAACGUCAAUGGAGAGAUAUAUCUUAUUGUCUUUCAUUACUUCCUUUCAAGUCUGAAAGAUCUAUGAAGAAACUUAUUGAAGGAUUACCUUUCUAUCAAGAUAAAUUACACGAAGAAACCGUGUUCCGUCGUUUCACCGAAAUUUUAGCCAAAGCCAGAGCUAACAAGAAUGCCAAUAAGCCGGAAACUGAACUGAAAGAAUUCGAAGCUGUCAGUAAUUUUUCCCUCUUUUCACAUCAUCUUCCUCACAGGUACUUGCCUCAAUAUCAAUCGUGUUCUGUGCUACAUUUGAGUUGUCAAGUCUCGACUCUUCUUUCUAAUCAUCCUCUUGGAACUUUCAGUGGCAGUGAUUAA